Molecule: messenger RNA, 992 nt
Organism: Podarcis raffonei (Aeolian wall lizard)
Lineage: Eukaryota; Metazoa; Chordata; Lepidosauria; Squamata; Lacertidae
Gene: RITA1
Product: RBPJ interacting and tubulin associated 1
Exons: 3
Coding region: 158-979 (273 amino acids)
Biological process (GO): nuclear export; Notch signaling pathway; negative regulation of Notch signaling pathway
Cellular component (GO): nucleus; cytoplasm
Molecular function (GO): tubulin binding
Source: RefSeq, a predicted model, not a curated record
AGGUAUUUCUUUGGUUGUUUGAUGUGCUGGGGAGAAGAAAGGAACGGCAAGCAGAACGAGGAGGAAAGCUGCAAAUCCAUCUUGCUUAUGAACCUCUAAGUCUCCUGCAGACCUGGAUGGCAGGGCCUGACCCGGCCGGCGUGGCUUAACCGGAUCCAUGAAGGCAUCUGCUGAGCUGGGGAUCCAGCCCCGCCAGUUCCAACGCAGUGGGAGGAGAGGCUACAGGGUCACGGCCAAAGCCUCCUACGUAGACGAGUCACUCUUCGGCAGCCCCGCAGGACGACUGAACGCCAGAGCAGAGUUUGACCCACCAUGGGUGUGUAAGAAAGCUAGUUCUCCGAGACCCCUUUUGUGGAGUUCCAAGACGACACAAUGGGAGGUGGACACCAGCCCCUCGACAGUCGCUCCGCCCACCAGCACUCCGAGAAAGGGAAAUAAAUACAGGCUGAAAAGUCACACCCCAUCCUACUGCGAUGAGACCUUGUUUGGGCCAAAGCCAGGGGUUUGGGAGCAGGCGACUCCCUGGAUGGUGAAGGGGGAAGUGGCUAAGCUCCGCCCUUUGCUUUUGACUCCACCUUCAGCUGCGAGGAACCGGCCAGUCCUUUCCCCUCGUCCGAAGGACACGCCCCUGAGAGCCUUCCAUGCGGAGACACCGGACACUCAGGGCAAAGAGGCAUUUGGAACCUGGCGUGGAGGAGAAAGUUCUCCUUGGGGGCACCCUGAGAACUGCUUAGACGCAGACAGCCAGGAAUUUCUGGGACGGGCGCCCCCCCAGCCUGUUAUCCGGCUGUAUAAAACUUCUGAGGGUUCCCAGGCCCACCUAAGCAAGCCAAGGACAAGUGUGGAGCAGGAUCACCAAUGCUCAGUGGCUUCCCCAGGGUCUCUGCCUAGACAACGUUCAAAUAAUUUGUCCGAGUCGUCGUCUGCCAGGGUCAUAAGAGCUACAAGCUCAUGUAAGCCCAGGCCGCCCUGGAAAUAAAUAAAUAAAAAGA